GGAGAAGUCGUGCUCGCAAUUCUGGUGUUCGGAACUGAGGCGACGAGACCGUAGGCUCCAGGCCCGUAGCCAUCCACGCCAGCUACCUCUGUUGUCCUGUCAGUAUGUCAUAGUCAACCGGUUGACUUAGAAGCGUGUUCUAACGUAUCUGCAGCAACAGUCUCGGCCCCACACCAGCUGCGCAUGCAGGAGCAAGAGCAAUGCCGCUCAACCCAUUGCUAAACGCCGCCGAUUCCUCGGCUGCUUCGCCUUGACCCCGCUUCCUACCCUCGCCGCUCUUCGUCCUUCGCCCCUGCAAACAAUUCCGCCGCCCCUCCCACCGCGCGCGCCCAACCCAUCCUGCCCUCGCUCAGCCGUCCAGUCCCGCGCUGCCGCCGUGUCAAUACGAGUGGGACUGCCACUAGCGAUACACGACCCACAAUCGGAUCGCGUGCCUCCAGCUGUGGCGCCGCUCGUCGCCCACGGCAUGCACUCGUUCCAGCCGUCAUCGUCCCCCGUUUCCUUCUCCUCGCUCCUCGCUCCUCGCUCCUCGCUCCUCGCUCCUCGCUCCUCGCUCCUCGCUCCUCGCUCCUCGCUCCUCGCUCCUCGCUCCUCGCUCCUCGCUCCUCGCUCCUCGCUCCUCGCUCCUCGCUCCUCGCUCCUCGCUCCUCCACAGCUUCCUGCCAGCCGCACGAGACGGCGGGUGAGCGGGGGCGAUGAGGAGCGACGAGGACAUACAUGGCGCAGCGCCCUCCCACCCCGCCACCUUCACCCCCUCCAUGCCCGCCUGGCGCCAGGCGCACAUGUGGGUGCUGGGCGUGGUGCUGGCGGGCGUGGUGUACGUGCACUGCCACGCCAUGCACCGCCCCCUGCUCGCCCUCGCUGCCGACGUACUGCUCGUGCUCGCCACUGCCUCCGCCCUCCUCUCGCUGCUCUCCCGCGCCCUCAACCUCCCCCCGCUGCUGCACCCCUCGCGCCCCUGGCAGGUGUCGGAGGCGGCAGCGGAGGCGGCAGUGGCAGCGGGGGCCAACGUGGUGGGGGCGGCAGAGGGCGUUCUGCGCGUGGCGGCCAGUGGCUCCGACGUGCGCCUCUUUGUCAAGGUGAUUCUCUUCCUCUACGCCACGGCUGCUGUCGGCCGGACUGUCUCCCUCGCCACUGUUGUCUUCAUCUGUGUUGUCAGUGGUUUCACAGUCUCCCUUCUCCUUUCCCUCGCAUCCACAUUGUCUGGGUUGUUCAACACUCUCGGCUCUUCACGGAAGCACAUGACUGCUACAUGACUUCUUUUUCUUCAUCGGUUUUGCAUGUUCAAAUCUGAACUUUCAUGCACAGCCCAAUCAAACGCCGUGAAAGACAGUCAGGUACGGUGGAAAGUGUUUACAACAAUCUACGCCUACACUCUACCUUCGCUGUUGUGUCUUCUCAGCUCGAGCUAUCGUGAAAUGAGCUUCGUUAGCUGAGAUGCGAACAAAUGAACUCAGAGUUCUGGGCGUAACGUAAUCUCUCGGAUAAAGGACCCACCGGCAAGAGAGUCCAUGGGUCUUUUAUCCGGAUCUGAAGACAGUUAUUUUCGCAGUCCUCUUGAGGACCCACUUUUUGGCAUUGAUCUUUUUAACACCCACCAUGUUUGUAUCGCACGUAUAGUUUUACAGUGGAGCUUCUCGCUAACGAGGUCCUCGCAUUGUGCGCAUGGGUCAUGGCAGUCAAGAUGCCAUCACCAGGCCCCCAAAUUGCAGACUGUUUACUCUGAUUCAGCUUUUUUUCAGAGUUUUUUUGGGGGUGUACUCUGAUUGCAAAUACUUCUUUUUGUACCGUACUAUGAUUUUUCAGAGAACCUUUUUGUACCUACACUGUUUUUUCAGACAUUUUUUACUA
Messenger RNA from Closterium sp. NIES-67, 1851 nucleotides. The record is from the annotation of a GenBank genome assembly. NCBI's taxonomy places the organism in Eukaryota, Viridiplantae, Streptophyta, Zygnematophyceae, Desmidiales, Closteriaceae.